Messenger RNA from Manis javanica (Malayan pangolin), 2319 nucleotides. It is a transcript of the gene AMT, whose product is annotated as aminomethyltransferase. The record is from RefSeq and is a predicted model, not a curated record. Lineage: Eukaryota; Metazoa; Chordata; Mammalia; Pholidota; Manidae. Gene Ontology annotation, biological process: glycine catabolic process. Gene Ontology annotation, molecular function: protein binding; aminomethyltransferase activity. Gene Ontology annotation, cellular component: glycine cleavage complex; mitochondrion.
UCAUUUGACCUUAAACUUCUGAAGGCAUGAAUGCGAGAUUCAGACCUUUUAGCCUUUUGCAGAACUUCGACCUUUUGGAGGCAGGGCAGUCCGCAGAGGGAGGUCCAGCCCCCAGCUAUGAUUCUGAGUAGCCUAACAGGCUGGGACAGCCCAGUCUGCCGGUCUGCCACAAGUGCCUGGGGCUGAUUCCCUGCAUUUGGAGUCCUGCAGUCUCUGCUGUAAAGCCCCGCCUGCCCUAGGGGCUGCCUGCCCUCUUCUGAUCUCCCUGUGGGAGAGGGGUCGGCCGGAGCAGGGCCUGGACUACAUUUCCCAACGUGCUUGGUGGAGUGGCGGCUUCUGUGCGCCGGCUGCGCCCGUUGAGGGCAACAAUGCAGUGGGCGAUGAGCACGGUAGCCCGUCUGGCCUUGCGGCAGCCGGCACUCCCUUCCCUGAGCCGUCCGCUUGGUUGCACACAGGACGUGCCCCGCAGGACACCACUCUAUGACUUCCAUCUGGCCCACGGCGGGAAGAUGGUGGCGUUCGCCGGCUGGAGUCUGCCAGUCCAGUACCGGGACCGCCACGUUGAGUCACACCUGCACACACGCCAGCACUGCUCGCUCUUUGACGUGUCCCACAUGCUGCAGACCAAGAUAUUUGGUCGCGACCGAGUGAAGCUGAUGGAGAGUCUAGUGGUUGGAGAUAUUGCAGAGCUAAGGCCAGACCAGGGGGUGCUGUCGCUAUUUACCAAUGAGGCCGGAGGCAUCUUAGAUGACUUGAUUGUGACCAACACCUCUGAGGGGCACCUGUACGUGGUGUCCAACGCUGGCUGCCGGGACAAGGACUUGGCCCUCAUGCAGGACAAGAUCCAGGAGCUUCAGAACAUGGGCCAUGACGUGGGCCUGGAGGUGGUAGAUAAUGCUCUGCUAGCCCUGCAAGGCCCCACUGCAGCCCAGGUACUUCAGGCUGGUGUGGCAGGCGACCUGAGGAAACUCCCCUUCAUGGCCAGCGCUGUGAUGGAGGUGUUCGGUGUGUCUGGCUGCCGCGUGACCCGCUGUGGCUACACAGGAGAGGAUGGCGUGGAGAUCUCUGUGCCGGCAGCAGAGGCAGUCAGCCUGGCCACAGCUCUGCUGGAAAACCCGGAGGUAAAGCUGGCAGGGCUGGCGGCCCGGGACAGCCUGCGCCUGGAGGCGGGUCUCUGCUUGUAUGGGAGUGACAUCGGUGAACACACGACGCCUGUGGAAGGCAGCCUCAGCUGGACGCUGGGGAAGCGCCGCCGAGCCGCCAUGGACUUCCCUGGAGCUGCGGUCAUCGUUCACCAGCUGAAGGGCACGGUGCCACGAAGGCGUGUGGGCCUGGUGUGUGAGGGGGCUCCUGUGCGGGCACGCAGCCCCAUCCUGAGCACGGAGGGUGCCGUGAUUGGUGCUGUGACCAGUGGCUGCCCCUCGCCCUGUCUGAAGAAGAAUGUGGCGAUGGGAUAUGUGCCCCGUGAAUAUAGUCAGCCAGGCACCCCGCUGCUGGUGGAGGUGCGGCGAAAGCAGCAGAUAGCUGUGGUCAGCAAGAUGCCCUUUGUGCCCACCAACUAUUACACCCUCAAGGGAGGACACCUUGGGUAGUGGUCUCAGGAGCCUUGCCCUGGGGGGCUUUCUUCAAGGGGUGAGUCGGGAAGCCGAGGCAGAACACAGUGGCUGGGGCUGGCUCUGGGGGUCCGGCUGACCCACUCCCCCUCAACCUCUGUCACUGCAGCUUCAGGUCCCUGUUUGUGAGCUAUGGGCUGGCUCACUCAGUGUCCUGCUCCAGCCACUCUGACCUGCUGGAGGGCCGAGGGAAGCGCCAGGCCUGGCGGCUCCUCUCCCUUCCCCUCUGCCAGGUGCUGGCUGUGGAGAGAAGGCUCCCCUUUAGGGGAGGGUAAACCCUGCCCAACCUACCUCACCACAAUUCCUCAUACUGCCAAGGGUUUUUACCCUGAGCAGUGCCAACUAUGCCAACUACCUGUUCCAGUUUAUUUUCCACAAAUGUAGCCUACUGCCUCUCACUGGGCAGGAUGGAUUCUGACUUGCAGAGGGCAGGCCCAGCACAGUCACUGUCCCUGUAGGUGAACUUGGGCAUGGCUGAGGGGUACAGAUUCACUUUUCCACAUUCUGAGUGGGACCAGCCUGCUGCCCACCAGCAGGCCGACCAUGCCAGGCUUGGCAACUGUUUGCAGCCCCAAGGCUGUUGUGUUUGCAGGGCAGCUUGGCCUCUUCCAGGACUUGCCGUAUGCUGGCUGACCUUUGCCCCUGGGCCCAUUUCUGGAUUCCACUGACUCCUAAACAUUAAAUGGGUUUCCUUCCUUCUUGCUCA